Messenger RNA from Amaranthus tricolor (Joseph's coat), 1086 nucleotides. RefSeq lists its product as uncharacterized. The coding region runs from base 186 to 629 and encodes 147 amino acids. Lineage: Eukaryota; Viridiplantae; Streptophyta; Magnoliopsida; Caryophyllales; Amaranthaceae. The transcript is spliced from 2 exons. The record is from RefSeq and is a predicted model, not a curated record.
UGGGAUUUCAGCCCAUUUAUAAAUACAACCAUUUUUUGGAGUCGGUUUAACCGAUUAAACAUAAAAACACCAAAACAAAACCAACAUCAUCCCUUUUCGCCUUACCUACCAACCAGAAAACCCCAGCCACCUAUUCUCUCCUCCAUUGAAGAGAUAUUAAAAUAAAGCUUCAAUUUUCUAUAACAAUGGCGUCGCUUUGUAUAUCUGUUUCCACUACUGUUGCUGUAUCCUCGGUUCGCCCAUUAAAUUCCACCUCAAAUGUAUCUACUUCUUCGUCUUUCAGUGGUUUCGGAAACCAGAUUAGUUUCAGAAGCUUUCUCUCUCCUCUUUCUUGUACCCAUCAUUUUUGCUCGGUGACUUCAAGAGAUCGUCGUUCUCAGAUUGUUUGUAUGGCUCCUGAAGAGGAGAAGAUGACUCGUCGUUCUCCUCUCGAUUUCCCUAUCGAGUGGGAGAGGCCCAAGCCAGGGAGAAGACCAGAUAUAUUUCCUCAAUUCAGUCCAAUGAAAACUCCAUUACCACCACCUAUGCCUGCUGAUCCACCUGAGGAAGACGAAGAAGAGGAAGAAAAAAAGGAAGAGGAAGAAGAUCCCGAGAAGGAAGAGCAAGAUAACCCGGAUAAACAGCAAUGAGGAAUGGGUGACGUGGUUAAGGCUGCAAUUAACUGUAAUGCUGUAUCCUCAGUAGCUGGUGAUCAUACAAAUUGCUUCAUGACAACCUCAUAGUUGCUGCAAAUAUCAGAGCUAGGGCUGCUAUCCAAAUGCAACCUAAUGGUGUUCAUCAUGGGAGUUUCUGACAUAGAUACGUCGAGUUCCUGUGAAGCUUGAGUGUUUUCGUGGUAGGUAUCAUAUCCUAAUUUUGUAGUAUUAAGGAAAAUUUUAUAGGUUAUGUGAUGUCGCCCAACGAUGGUAUUGUUUUCAUUGUAAGUUGCCCUUUCUUUAUGAUGGAAUCAUAUUUAAAGAGUAAGCUCUUGCUGGUUGCUAGUUUGAUGAUUUAUGAUAAUAUACGAAAUUUAAGGCUUUUGUAAGCAGGAUAGCUUGGUUGGAAUAAUCGACUUUGGUUUCUGGAUAGGUUUCCCAGAUUGCUGCU